AUGUAAAGCAGAGUAAAAAAAAGAGAUGAUUCAAACAAAGAGAUUAUGAAUGUAUUAAUUGCAGAAGAUGAUUUGUUCUAAAGUACAUGCAUUUUUUACACUUUUAUAGGGGUUGCUAUAGUGGAUUUAUUAUAAUUAUGUGGUUUUUAAGUUAUUGCUUGCAAAAAUGGAUUAGAAGCAAGAGAUGAACUUUUAAAAGGUGAAAAUGAGUUUGAUCUAAUCCUUCUCGAUUUAUUGAUGCCAGAAAUGGGAGGACUUGACUUAUUAAAAAUCAUAAAAAGUAUUGAUAAAUUAAAGGAAACUCCAGUGAUUAUGAUGAGUGGAGAUGGGGAAACUGAUAUUGUGGCUGCAUGUUUAGGAGCUGGAGCAUUGAACUAUUUAGUUAAGCCAGUAAACUUUAAGUAAUUUUAAAGUCUGCAAGAAUUAGUAAAAAAGAAACCUAAAAACAGAAAUGUAAUUUAUUAUUCUAAGUAGAACAAUUCGAAUGAAAAAGGUUUUUAUGAAGUUGUUAGAGAUUUGGGAAGAGGAGCUUUCGGCUGUGUUUAAUUAGUAAGAAAAAGUACUGAUUAAGAAUUAUAUGCUAUGAAGGUUAUUCCAACUUCAUUUAUGAAUGAAUAAGAAAAGAAAAAUGCUGAGAAUGAAGUGAGUUUGCUAAGAGUUCUAACUGCUCCAACAAUCAUUAAAUAUUAUGAAAGCUUUGCAGAAAAUGAUUCAUUAAAUAUCAUUAUGGAAUAUGCUGAGGGAGGAUCAUUAAAUGAAAAAAUCUCAGAGCAUAUUAGAGUUGGUUAAAAAAUCCCCAAAGAUUAAAUAUUAGCUUGGAUGGCAUAAUUAGUAAUAGCAAUUCAUUUUAUGCAUUCUAAAAAUAUUCUUCAUAGAGAUAUCAAAACCUAGAAUAUGUUUUUGAAUAAAGAAUAAGUUAUUAAAUUGGGAGACUUUGGUAUUUCCAAGGCAUUAGGAACUCAUGGAAAUUUUGCAUAAACCUUUCUAGGAACUCCAUAUUUUAUGCCUCCAGAGGUCAUUAGAGGUGAACCAUAUGGAAAAAAAGCAGAUAUUUGGGCAUUAGGUUGCGCUUUGUAUGAAUUGGUUAUGUUAAAACGACCCUUUUAACAUGAUGUGAUGCAAAUUGUAUUUGACAUGAUACAGAACAAACCUUAUGAUAUGGAUCCAUCUGUAGACUCAGAUCUUUAAUAACUCAUAGAAAAAACAUUACAAAAGGACCCUAAUAAAAGACCAUUUGUAGAGGACUUGGCUAACAUUCCUUGCAUUGAGGAAAAAAUCAACUAAUUUUAUAUAGAUCAUCCAAAUGAAACUAAUUAAAUAUUUUUCAAAAAGUAUUAACUUGGGUAAAAUAAUGACGAUGGAGGUAACUCUUAGAAUCCAGAAGAUAAUUGUCUCAUGGUUGUGGCUGCAAUGAUUGAUAAAGUUUAACUUAGAAAAAUAACUGUAGGGGUUGUAAAUUAAAUUGAAUAGAUUGGAGUUUUAGGAUCAGAUAUUCUUAGUUAUCUUAAAUAAAAUUUUGAUAAAAAAAAUGAAACUGAAUUACAGCAAUUUGUAUCAACUCUUCUUGAAUAACAUCUAAUUAUCCCACUCGACAAUAAUAAUCAAUAACUGAUAUCGACUUCUUAUUAUUCUUUUCCAAUGUUCUUAGAAUACAUACCUGCAAAUAAUUAUUAAGUAUUUACCAGCAAUUCUCAAGAUAUGAUGUUUAUUCUAAAAAAACUCAUUAGGAAAUUUAAGGAAUUCUAAAGAAAGAUUACAGAAAAGAAAUAACUAAGUUUUGAAGCAUUUAAUAAAUACUUUAAUGACUUUUUCUAACUAGUUCAUCAAACAUUGGAACUCCAAAAAGCUACAAUGAUUGACUAUUCUCCUUAAAAGAAACUUGCAGUGUAUGUUAAUAUUUAUUAAUUAAUGAGACUACAUCAAUCAUUAUAAUAGUAUUAUGUUCAAAACUUGCAAAAAAAGAAAGAAUUAAUUAAUUAACCUUGCAACUUACUAUAAUAGAUAAUUAGUACUGUAAUAGUUCCUCAUCCCCUUUAAUCAGAAUUUGCAUACUGUAUUGGUGGUUAGAUUACUACUUUAGGAUAAAUAAAGCAUGGGAUCUUGAGAGGAAACAAAAACACUGAGAAUACUCAUUUGCUUCCUAAGGAUGAUCCCAGAAUCUUAUAAUAAGAAAUAAAAGGAAUUUUCAUUUUAUUUAUUGAAGAAUAUUAGGAUUAAUAAUCAUAAAUUACAUAAGAAUUGAUCUUCUUAGAUGAAGGGUAAGUUACUUAAUACAUCUAUAAAUAAAUAUAAUAGUUUAUUUCUAAAAAUGUAAUACUUGAUUUAGCUGAAUAAGAGAUAGUGAUACACCCCUUAUUACAAAAAUACAUGAGUGAUUUUGGAUCUUAAAGAAAGUUAAUUGAAUGGUUAUUAGAAAAUAUUGAAGAGAGAUAAGACAGUAAAAAGAUUCUCAAUUAAUUUGAUAAUAAGGAGUUCUUCAUUUUGUUUAAGGAUCCCAAUGUAUUAACAAAGUAUUGAUAGAUUAUUACAUAUGUUAAGGCUAAUUGCCCUAUAUAUUUUAUUAAAAUUUG
Messenger RNA from Paramecium tetraurelia, 2570 nucleotides. RefSeq lists its product as uncharacterized. NCBI's taxonomy places the organism in Eukaryota, Ciliophora, Oligohymenophorea, Peniculida, Parameciidae. The record is from RefSeq and is a predicted model, not a curated record. Gene Ontology annotation, molecular function: ATP binding; protein kinase activity. Gene Ontology annotation, biological process: phosphorelay signal transduction system; protein phosphorylation. The transcript has 8 exons.